This is a messenger RNA of Closterium sp. Naga37s-1, 1056 nucleotides long. The record is from the annotation of a GenBank genome assembly. Lineage: Eukaryota; Viridiplantae; Streptophyta; Zygnematophyceae; Desmidiales; Closteriaceae.
AUGGCGCGUGCAGAGGGCAGCAGGGCGCGCGACGCGCACAGGGCUGCAGGGCGCGCGGGGCGCACAGGGCAGCAGGGCAGCAGGGCGCACAGGGCUGCAGGGCAGCAGGGCGCGCGGGGCAAACAGGGCAGCAGGGCGCACAGGGCUGCAGGGCAGCAGGGCGCACAGGGCUGCAGGGCUGCAGGGCAGCAGGGCGCGCGGGGCGCGCAGGGCGCGCAGGGCAGCAGGACAGCAGGGCGCGCAGGGCGCGCAGGGCUGCAGGGCGCACGGGGCGCAGCAGGGCUGCAGGGCGCGCGGGGCGCGCAGGGCAGCAGCAAGGGCUGUAGCGGUUGCAGCAGGGAAGCAGGGCGCACAGGGCUGCAGGGCAGCAGGGCGCACAGGGCUGCAGGGCAGCAGGGCGCGCGGGGCGCGCAGGGCUGCAGGGCGCGCGGGGCGCACAUGGCUGCAGGGCGCGCGGGGCGCACAGGGCAGCAGGGCAGCAGGGCGUACAGGGCUGCAGGGCAGCAGGGCGCGCGGGGCAAACAGGGCAGCAGGGCGCACAGGGCUGCAGGGCAGCAGGGCGCGUGGGGCGCGCAGGGCUGCAGUGCGCGCAGGGCGCGCAGGGCAGCAGGACAGCAGGGCGCGCAGGGCGCGCAGGGCUGCAGGGCGUGCAGGGCGCACAGGGCAGCAGGGCAGCAGGGCACGCGGGGCGCAGCAGGGCUGCAGGGCGCGCGGGGCGCGCAGGGCAGCAGCAAGGGCUGUAGCGGCAACAGCAAGGGCUGUAGCGGCAGCAGCAGGGCAGCACGGCGCACAGGGCUGCAGGGCAGCAGGGCGCACAGGGCUGCAGGGCAGCAGGGCAUGCGGGGCGCGCAGGGCUGCAGGGCGCGCAUGGCGCGCAGGGCAGCAGGACAGCAGGGCGAGAGGGGCAAACAGGGCAGCAGGGCGCACAGGGCUGCAGGGCAGCAGGGCGCACAGGGCUGCAGGGCAGCAGGGCGCGCGGGGCGCGCAGGGCAGCAGGACAGCAGGGGUGCAGCAGGGAGAGAGAGAGGAGAAAAGGGCGGGGGGGGAGGGGGCUGA